AUGGGCGAGUCGAGGCAAGAACUCGUGCAAUGGCUCAACAGCCUCCUCCAGCUGAACAUCACAAAGGUUGAGCAAUGCGGCACGGGUGCCGCCCUUUGCCAGGUGUUUGACAGCAUAUACAUGGACGUGCCCAUGUCCAAGGUCAAGUUCAACGCAAACGGCGAGUGGUCGUACGUGCAAAAUUUCAAGGUUCUCCAGAACAUCUUCACCAAGCAUCAGAUCGAAAAGCCGAUUCCGGUCGAGGCCCUCAUCAAGUGCAAGAUGCAGGACAAUCUCGAGUUUCUCCAGUGGACCAAGAAGUUCUGGGACCUCAACUUCCCCGACCACGACUACGACGCCGUCGCCCGCAGAAAGGGGGGCGCCCUCCCGAGCAACACCAAGGCCCCCAUCGCCGUCGGCGGUGCCCGUAGGGUAGGCACGACGCCGUCGGGGGCCGCCCCGCGCGUCGCCAAAGCCGCCGGUCCCGGCACGGCGGCGCUGCAGCAGGAAAACGCGACGCUCAAGGACACGGUGGGCGGCCUCGAGCGCGAACGGGACUUUUACUUCAGCAAGCUCCGAGACAUAGAGCUCCUCGUGCAGCAGGCCGUCGACGAGGAUCCGGAGCUCGAGAAGCAGGAGGAUGGCCUCGUCAAGUCGAUCCAGACGAUCCUCUACUCGACCGAGGAAGGUUUCGAGAUUCCCGAGGAGGGCGAGGCCGUCGACGACCAGGAGACGUUCUGA
Messenger RNA from Drechmeria coniospora, 720 nucleotides. RefSeq names its product putative EB1-like protein. Lineage: Eukaryota; Fungi; Ascomycota; Sordariomycetes; Hypocreales; Ophiocordycipitaceae. The record is from RefSeq and is a predicted model, not a curated record. Bases 1 to 720 code for a protein of 239 amino acids. The transcript is spliced from 4 exons. Gene Ontology annotation, biological process: spindle assembly; regulation of microtubule polymerization or depolymerization; protein localization to microtubule plus-end. Gene Ontology annotation, cellular component: microtubule organizing center; spindle midzone; cytoplasmic microtubule. Gene Ontology annotation, molecular function: microtubule plus-end binding.